CAAAUUGCCAUUAAUUAGUGUUGAAACCCUUCUUCUUCAUCAUCAUCAUCUUCAUCAAAGGUCUCUGGAAAUGGAGAAUUUAAUGGGUCUGCUCAGAAUCCAUGUCUUUAGAGGUGUCAAUCUUGCUGUAAGAGACGUUGUUAGCAGUGAUCCAUAUGUCGUUUUCAAGAUGGGCAAACAGAAGUUGAAGACCCGAGUAGUGAAACAAAAUAUCAACCCAGAGUGGAACGAAGAUCUAACUCUAUCAAUCCAAGAUCCAAAUCUUCCCGUCUACUUGAUUGUAUACGACAAGGACAAGUUCUCGUUCGAUGACAGGAUGGGGGACGCGGAGUUCGACGUUCAACCGUUCAUGGAGGCGGUGAAGAUGAGAUUGAACAACCUACCAAAUGGAACCAUCAUAAGGAAGGUUCAACCAAGUAGGGAGAAUUGCUUGUCUGAAGAGAGUUGCAUAGUUUGGGGAAAUGGUCAAGUUAGUCAAAGAAUGUUUCUAAGGCUAAGAAAUGUGGAGUCUGGUGAAGUUGAGCUGCAAUUGCAAUGGAUUGAUAUUCCUGGCUCUAGGGGUAUAAAUUAAACUACUUGUGGCCUCUUAAUAUAUCCAUCCACAAUAAUUUCUACCAUUUCUAUCCUUCGGUAAAUUUGUUACGCUCGAAAUUCAAAUUAUGAUCUGGGAUUUGGAUUUGACACUU
Cucurbita maxima (winter squash) is the source of this 686-nucleotide messenger RNA. RefSeq names its product protein C2-DOMAIN ABA-RELATED 1-like. The transcript is spliced from 4 exons. Bases 71 to 571 code for a protein of 166 amino acids. Lineage: Eukaryota; Viridiplantae; Streptophyta; Magnoliopsida; Cucurbitales; Cucurbitaceae. The record is from RefSeq and is a predicted model, not a curated record.